AUGGGCGGACCUGACAACGGCGGCCCAAGGUUGAAGUGUUCGAACGCUUGUAGUAGAAUGAAAUUCAACAACGACUACGCCAUCGCACCGACAAUGCUGUGAAACGAGGCAAGCCUCUGGUCAAGUCAACUCUACCCGCACAUAGCCUUGGGGGGCUUCCUUCGAGUACACGCUGUCAUCCUGACAACCACCCCUCGCGACGGGUGCCAACCCUCCGAUUCCCGCCGAACAGCUCGCCGCACUUACAUCGCUGCUGUCGGGUCUCACCGCUGCCGCUUCCGGCACUGCCACACCCGCCACGACGUCCGGCACCACUCGCACUGCCUUUCCAAAGCACGCACGCUUGGAUGGUGCGAAGACCUUCGCGAACUGGACACGCCAACUUCGCCUGUGCCUAGCAGACGACAUCCGCUCGUACGUCCUCGACGGUAUCGUACCCGACGACUGGACACCUUCGCAACGCUCCGCUCGCGACGCCGUCGCUCGUGAGGUCCUUGCGAACUCGAUUGACUCGGCCGAAGUCUCGGCAGUCCUCGACAAAAUCCCUACCGCCGACCUGACAGCACCGACAAUCUACUCGACGCUGAAAUCGCGGUACACCCCUGACGACGCUGUGAAGAGUCCACUCUCAGCUCGACAGGGGCGCCUCGGUCGUUGCGCGCGCCUGCUAGCCUGGCCCCUGUGGUGGGGACUUAGGCGCGCGCGAGUGCCUCAGCGCGCCGGCGCCGGCGGUUUUCGGGCGCGCGCCGCUAGCCCGCCCUUGCAGUGGGGACUUAGCCGCGCGCGACUGCCUCAGCGCUCCAGCGAUUUUGCCCGCGCCUGGGCAUAUCCCAGCGCGGGCCCCCUUUCCAUUUCUUAGCUUCCUUCUCAUCACUUCUGUUCGACUCUCGACUUCUCCUGACAGUAGUGGUGAUCAUCUCAUAGGUACGCUGAAAUAGAUCACUUCUGUUCGACUCUCGACUUCUCCUGACAGUAGUGGUGAUCAUCUCAUAGGUUAUAAGCCCAUCGAGCUACCGCUGGCAUGGACACGUCGUCAACCCUCGCGACGAGCGCCACCCCGACAAUUCCCGCCGAACAGCUUGCCGCACUUACAUCGCUGCUGUCGGGACUCACCGCUGCCGCUUCCGGCACUACCGCACCCGCCACGACAUCCGGCUCCAAUCACAAUGCCUUCCCGAAGCAUGCGCGGUUGGACGGGCCGAAGACGUUCGCGAACUGGACACGCCAGCUUCGCCUGUGCCUAGCGGACGACAUCCGCUCCUACGUCCUCGACGGAAUCACCCCCGACGAUUGGACGCCUUCGCAACGCUCCGCCCGCGACGUCGUGGCACGCGAGAUCCUUGCAAACUCAAUCGACUCGGCCGAAGUCUCGGCAGUCCUCGACAAGAUCCCUACGGCCGACCUCACAGCGCCCAAGAUUUACUCGACGCUGAAAUCGCGAUACGCCCCUGAUGACGCCACUCGCACGCUCGAGCUCUUCUCGCGACUCUGGGGCUUCCGACCCAUGCCCGGAACGGUUGGCGAAUUUGACAGUUGGAUCAUGGACUUCAAGUCGGUCGCGCAAGAGAUCAUCGAUACGAAAACGACGAUCAACGACGUCCUUGCCACACUCCUCCUCGCGAUCGCCCACCCGUCACUCGAGAGCUUCAAGGCAACGUUCACCGACGAACAACGCACGCAACGAACUCUCCCUGACAUCGAUUCAGUGGCCGACCGUAUGCGAGUUCAACUCCGGUCAACGAACCUCUCCAACGAUCAAUCGGCCCUCCUUGCCUCGUCGUCGCCACGUUCUACCCGUACCAAGUGCCUCGCCUGUCGCAGCCCUUCUCACCGCGUCGCACAAUGCCCUACAAGGGCCCAGCAUCCACCGCCAGGCCCGUGUCGCUCCUGCAAGAAGAAGGACCACUGGUCUUUCGACUGCAAAAAGGCUCUUGAGGACGGGAAAACGCCCGACACCUCUGAUGCGCAACACCAUGUCGGAUGUCUCGCCACCGGUCUUCUCGCACAUCGUCGUCAGCUUCGCAACAACUCCUUCGUCGUCGACUCGGGUGCCACUUCGCACAUGGUCUCGGACAAGUCGCUGUUCACGGCCUAUCGCCACAUCGCUCCUACGAAGAUUGGUGGUAUUGCAGGGGGCAUCAACGCCGUCGGAACGGGAAACAUCGCCUUUGUUGCCGCCUCCGGUCACCCGAUCACGCUUACCGGCGUGCUGCACACCCCGGGCCUGUCUGUCAACCUCCUCUCGGUCUCUCGACUUUGCGACACCGACGAUGUCCGUGUCGCCUUCACGAAGCACGGCAUCCAUAUCGACAAGAACGGCAAUGCUAUCGCUGAAGGCGCAAGACUCGAGGAAGGGCUCUACUUGCUGGACGCUGAUCAUUCCAAAUGUCAGCAUCUCGCUCUCCUCUCUCGCUCACAGUCUUCCGUGCCCCUGCUGACCCUUCACCGCUGCCUCGGCCAUCUCGCACCGUCGUCCAUACAGAAGAUGGUUGCCGCUGGUUUGCUGGAAGGUCUCGGGGCCGGAUAUAGUGACGAAGAGGUAGAGAAGUUUGUCUGCAAUGCUUGCCUCAGUGCAAAGGGCCAUCGUCUUCCUUUUCCCGAUUCGGACUCGCACUCCUCAGAGAGACUCGGCCUCGUACACAGCGAUGUGCUUUCCUUUCCCGAGUCGUCCUUGACUGGCAAGCGUUACCUGGUCACGUUUCUUGACGACUUCUCGCGCAAACUGUGGGCAUACGCGAUCGGACACAAAAGCGAAGUCUUUGGCGUGUUCAAGACAUGGCUUGCCGAGGUCGAACUCGAGACGGGUGCAAAACUGAAGGUCCUCCGAACCGACAAUGGUGGCGAAUACUGUUCGAGAGCGUUCACGGAAUUCUGUAAGGCACGCGGCACACGUCGACAAUACUCUAUCCCUCGAACGCCUCAACAGAACGGUCGUGCCGAACGAGUCAAUCGUUCUAUCGUCGAAGGUGUCCUUGCCCUCCUUGCAGACGCCCACUUACCCAAAUCAUUCUGGGAGGAGGCAGCAGCUUAUUUCGUCUACUGCAAGAACCUGUGCGAACACUCGGCCCUGGACAAGGCAACACCGAACUUCGCCUGGCAGGGCGACCGCACCAACGCCUCGGCGCUUCACCCGUUCGGCUGCACGGCUUGGCUCACAGUCGCGCCUGAACUUCGCUCGAAACUCGACCCGAAAGCGGUUCGCGUUCUCUUCACCGGCUAUGACCUGGCUUCUAAAGCCUUCCGUUUCUACGACACGACGACCAAGAAGAUCAGUUUGGGCAGAAAUGCCAGGUUCCUCGACAACGAAUUUCCCGGGUUACGUAGCGACUCCACCGAGCAAGACGCCGACACGCACUUCGCCAGCGCUUGCCCGACCACCGAAUCCCAAGCCGUUGUCAAGACAUGGACCCCACUAGUAAGGUCGGCGCACAUGGACGUCUCAUCCUCUCUUGAUGACUCUGCCAUGAGCGCCGUUGACGUGGCCCCAGGGUACACUGGCGGAACCUUACUUAAUUCCACAGAUGCCGAAUCGUCCUCGUCACCGUCUCCUGAGCCGUCCUCGUCACCGUCGCCCGCAACUCCCUUGUCACCGUCGCCUGCGCUGUCACCGUCGUUGGCUGCGUCAUCGUCACCCUCGGCCUUACCGACCGACUCUGACUACUCCGCCGACCCUCUGGACCUCAUCGGCUCACAGACCCCGACUCGCCUCGGCCCACCGGACGUGCACCGCCCAGACUUCAGCACGUACCGUGAGCCCGCAUCGGCUGAGGAGUCGCCCGACGAACUCGACAUCAUUGGGCGCCACUCGCGCGAUGAAUCGCCGGACGAAAUCGAUUUCCUCACCCAACACCACCGCGCCUUCAUCGCCACCGACGACGACAACUCUGACACAGAAGCCAUUCAACCAGUCAAGUCCAUCACCAGCGACCCACAGACAUGGCGCGAGGCAAUGUCGAGUGACAAGCGCGAAGUGUGGGCCAAGGCCGCUACCGACGAGUUCAAUUCCAUGCGCGACGACUUCAAGGUCUUCACCAUCGAGGACCGAUCCACGGUACCAGUGGGUGCGACCAUCGUCACAUCCAAGUUCGUCUGGAAAACGAAACGGAAUGCACUCGGCGAAGUCACCGGCCACAAGGCACGGCUCGUGGCGCAGGGAAAUCGGCAACGCGACGGCAUCGACUUCAACGAAACCUUCGCACCAGUCGCACGCUUCUCCUCGAUACGCUCACUCCUCGCGCUGGCGGCCGCCAACGGCUUGCACGUGCACCAGGCGGACAUCGACAAAGCCUAUCUGCAUGGCGACCUUGACCAUGACAUCUGGAUGACGACACCGCGCGGCUUCGACCUUCCCACCGACAAGGUGCUUCGUCUGCGACGCUCCAUCUACGGACUCAAACAGGCUGGCCGAAUCUGGAAUCGACACAUCGACGCAUCGCUUCGAGAUCUCGGCUAUACGGCGACGGGCACCGACCACUGCGUGUACUCUCGGAUCGACGAUCGGCGACGCCCACACUACAUCGCGCUGUACGUCGACGACCUCCUGAUGAUCAGCCCCGACUUGGCCGAAAUUGAACGUGUCAUCUCGGGCCUCGAACAACGCUACGGCGUCAAGCGCCUCGGCCCGGCAGAGUACAUCCUCGGCAUCCAGAUCAGGCGACUCGAAGACGGUUCUAUUGCCCUGUCCCAGGAACGGUACAUCAUGGACGUGCUUGCUCGGUUCCACUUCGACACCACGACUCGCGGCACUACAGUCCCGAUGACCCCCGGCCUUUCGCUCACCGCCAUCCCGGAUCAAGGCACCGAACGGAUCAGGUCAUGGUAUCUGCAGGCUAUCGGCUCGCUCCUCUACAUUUCGCUCGGCACCCGCCCCGACAUCGCCUUCGCCGUGUCCUACCUGGCCCGCUUCGCCAACAACCCUGGACGUCGUCACUGGAUCGCGGUCAAGCACAUCCUCCGCUAUCUCCGGGCCACAUAUCGCGACGAACUGGUUUAUGCUUGCGGCGAGACACGCAUCACGGGCGUGGUUGGCUACUCCGACGCGAACUGGGGGGCCUGCGUCGAUACGUCGGUGUCCACUAUGGGCUACGUCUUCUACAUUGCCGGAUCCGCCGUGUCUUGGUCGUCCAAGCGUCAAUCUCGAGUUGCCGAUUCUACCACCGACGCUGAAUACCUCGCCCUCUCGCAUGCUGGCAAGGAAGGGAUCUACCUCAGUCAGCUGCUCGAGGAGCUCCAUGUCCAACCUGUUGCACCGGCUCACAUUUUUACUGACAAUGAAGCCGCUGCCGCAGUUGCCCACGACCCUGUCCGCGUCUCCGGCACUCGACACAUACGCUUGCGCGAGCACUUUGUUCGGGACAUGGUGAAUCGGGGCGAUAUCUCACUCUCGCAUGUGGGAACCAGCAACAUGGUGGCCGACAUCUUCACAAAGGCUCUUGGCCCAAAGAUUUUCUCGACACACUGCUACGCACUAGGCCUUCGCACUCGACACCCACGGCUUGGAUCUGCCUCGCAUUCGCGUGGGGGGGGUGUGAAGAGUCCACUCUCAGCUCGACAGGGGCGCCUCGGUCGUUGCGCGCGCCUGCUAGCCUGGCCCCUGUGGUGGGGACUUAGGCGCGCGCGAGUGCCUCAGCGCGCCGGCGCCGGCGGUUUUCGGGCGCGCGCCGCUAGCCCGCCCUUGCAGUGGGGACUUAGCCGCGCGCGACUGCCUCAGCGCUCCAGCGAUUUCGCCCGCGCCUGGGCAUAUCCCAGCGCGGGCCCCCUUUCCAUUUCUUAGCUUCCUUCUCAUCACUUCUGUUCGACUCUCGACUUCUCCUGACAGUAGUGGUGAUCAUCUCAUAGGUACGCUGAAAUAGAUCACUUCUGUUCGACUCUCGACUUCUCCUGACAGUAGUGGUGAUCAUCUCAUAGACGCCACCCGCACGCUCGAGCUCUUCUCACGACUCUGGGGUUUCCGUCCCAUGCCCGGCACGGUUGCCGAAUUCGACGGGUGGAUCAUGGAGUUCAAAGCCGUUGCGCAAGAGAUCAUCGACACAAAGACGACUAUCAAUGAUGUUCUCGCCACACUCCUCCUUGCAAUCGCCCACCCGUCCCUCGAGAGUUUCAAGGCGUUGUUCACCGAUGAACAGCGCACGCAACGAACUCUCCCCGACAUUGAUUCGCUUGCCGACCGUAUGCGAGUCCAACUCCGGUCAACGAACAUCCCCAGCACUCAAUCGGCCCUUCUUGCCUCGUCGUCGUCACGUUCUACCCGUCCCAUGUGUCUCGCCUGUCGCAGCCCUUCGCACCGAGUCGCGGAGUGCCCUACGAGGGCGCAACACCCGCCGCCAGUGUUAAAUCGUGUGUCUCGAGAGGGGACUGGAUCGGCAACCAGUGAGUACACGAGACACAGUACGAGUGUUAGGAAGUAG
Microbotryum saponariae is the source of this 6407-nucleotide messenger RNA. The record is from the annotation of a GenBank genome assembly. NCBI's taxonomy places the organism in Eukaryota, Fungi, Basidiomycota, Microbotryomycetes, Microbotryales, Microbotryaceae.